GUCGGUUUUUGGUUUCCUUUUCUAGAACUCACAUGCAAGACCUGAAAGAUGUCACUAAUAAUGUCCAUUAUGAGAAUUACAGAAGCAGAAAAUUGGCAGCUGUAACAUACAAUGGAGUUGACAACAACAAAAACAAAGGGCAGUUAACAAAAUUUGACACAGUUGAAGGCAUGAGCCCUCUGGCACAAAUGGAAGAAGAAAGGAGAGAGCAUGUGGCAAAAAUGAAGAAAAUGGAAAUGGAAAUGGAGCAGGUAUUUGAAAUGAAGGUCAAAGAAAAAGUUCAGAAACUGAAAGACUCUGAAGCUGAGCUCCAGCGACGUCAUGAGCAAAUGAAAAAGAAUUUGGAGGCCCAACACAAAGAACUGGAGGAAAAACGACGUCAGUUUGAAGAUGAAAAGUCAAAUUGGGAAACUCAGCAACGUAUUUUGGAACAACAGAAUUCUUCAAGAACUUUGGAAAAAAACAAAAAGAAAGGGAAGAUAUUUUAAAGAUAUUUGCAAACCACCAGUUUUGUUUAAUUGCCAAUAUUCUACCCUUGGACAUCAGUGUGUCUUGGAUCUGUUUGACCAAUCUUGCACCGGUUGUAUCCAUCUGUUUGGAUUUAUCAGCAUGAUAAGUUUUUGUGUUAAUUUUGAUGACACUUGAGAAUGCCUUGAAUUGUUUAGAAUGUUGUAAGCUUAGGAAAACAGCUCUAAGUACUUUUUUUUUUACAAAAUACAAAAAAGAACAGACAUCAUUUAAAUGUAAAGAAAUUUUCUGUUGUACAAUCAUAUUCUGGUGGUUUGAUUUGUUUACAGAAUAUUCCAAUAUAUAAGGACUUGGGAAAAUUUUCCAUAAGGAUACAUUGCCAUAAUAUAAUAUGAACUAUGCGUCUAUUAUAUAAAAUUCCAUUCAGUAUGUCAUAUAUAAUAAUGUAAUUUAGUCUAACACAGUUGGCCCUAUUUUUGACAUUUCCAUUGUUUUAAAAAUAGACAUGGAAAGACAAACUUAUAGGCUUAUGGGGCACCUAACAGCUUUUUAUAACAAUCUUUUGUUUGUUUGGGAUUCAUUAAAUAUGUAUGCUAUUCUCAUUUAGUAUUUGCUUUAGCCCAAUGGAUUUCAUUACUGCUUCAUUUUUUGUAAUAACAUAUAAAUUAGAUAUAUUUCCACUUAUUGCCUCUGCUAAAUAGAAUGUAGGGUUUUUUUUCAUAUGAUAGGAACCAGUGAAUAAAACAUUUUCUUUAAUUCUCCUUUUACAUUUUAUGAUAAGUAGCAAGAAAAUGCAUUUAUAAGUCAUUUCUAAAAAACAGUGUGAAUUUAACCACCAACAUGUUUCUACCUGCGUGCAGUCAGUCUGGAAAUGAGAAUCAUGGCCUUUUGAGAAAAGUCACCAUUCUAUAUUUAGCUGUAUUCAUAUACUGCAUUUCUGUAUUUUUGUUUGUAUUGUAAAAAUUAACAUAAUAAACAAUGUUGUGAUGUAACAUA
Messenger RNA from Thamnophis sirtalis, 1464 nucleotides. The record is from RefSeq and is a predicted model, not a curated record. Lineage: Eukaryota; Metazoa; Chordata; Lepidosauria; Squamata; Natricidae.